GUGCCAAUAGUUAUGUAGGUUAUAAACAACUAUAAAUGUUUGGAUAUUAGCGAGACUGUGACGAUUCUAGGAUAUUAUUUUGAAAUAAAAUUUUAAAAUGCGUGUUUCUAUUGCGCGUUUAACUAAAAUAUCUCCAAAAUUAAAGGAGCUUCGUAUUCAUCUUUCCCAGACGGAUGAAGCCUCGAAGGGAGCGAGAGAAUUUGUGGAGAAAUUUUAUCCCAACUUUAAAAAGAGCAAUCCAGAAUUACCAAUUCUAAUACGUGAAUGUGCAGGAAUUCAGCCACGGUUAUGGGCUCGAUACGCUCUGGGAAAAGAGACUUCCGUUCCAUUGACAAACCAAUCGGCACCAGAAAUACAGAAGCAGUUGGAAGCUGUAGCAAAGGCGUAAAAUUAAAUUAAUAAGUUGCAGCAUAUUAAAGAAAUCCAUUAUAAAAAAAUAAAAUGUGAUACAAAUAAUUUA
Molecule: messenger RNA, 460 nt
Organism: Anastrepha obliqua
Lineage: Eukaryota; Metazoa; Arthropoda; Insecta; Diptera; Tephritidae
Gene: ND-B8
Product: NADH dehydrogenase [ubiquinone] 1 alpha subcomplex subunit 2
Exons: 3
Coding region: 98-388 (96 amino acids)
Source: RefSeq, a predicted model, not a curated record